AGGGGCCUGCCUGGGAGCCCCAGGCAUGAGUCCCUGGAAGGAGACUCACCUGGUGUCUGCAGGUGGCUUCCACUCCCAGAGAUGAUGGGGAAAGUUGCCUUCUCCCUGCUCCUCGCCCUGGUGCUGGUGAACCUCGGGCUCUCCUCAGAGAGAAAGUGCGUCCUGUCUGGAUUGUGGAAGAAUGAGCUGGGCUCUAACAUGAGCAUCUCUGCCGUGAACGCCGAUGGGGGAUUCACCGGUUUGUACCACACGGCGGUGACGGCCACCAACAAACCCAUCCAGGUGUCACCCCUGAAGGGGUCCCAGAAGCCCACGAGCCAGAGGAAGCAGCCGACCUUCGGCUUCACCGUGACCUGGACCUUCUCAGACUCGACAACCGUCUUCGUGGGCCAGUGCUUCAUGGAUGAUAAAGGGAAGGAAACUCUGAAGACCAAGUGGCUGCUGCGUGAGGAGGUCAGAUCCCCCGGAGCUGACUGGAAAGCGACCAGGGUCGGCACAAACAUUUUCACCCGGAUCAAGUGACAAAACGUGGGCGAAUCUGUGAGGAGUGACGGUGCCCGGUGACCCAGCAGUACCAUGACCGCACUCUGCAGCCCCAGGGCUCCUGGGCCCCCGUCCAGUAUUGUCCUGGGCUCUCUCUCAAGCGUCUCUCCCAGCCUCAGGCCUGUUUGCUGCUUACACAAUCGCCCAUCUCUGUCUCCACCUCCCCCUUGCUCUCUGGUGACCCCCCCCCCAGAAUCGCUGUUCAUGCCCCCCUAUGCUGCAGUUUAGUUCCUUUCCCAAUAAAGCUCUAGUGCAGGAAGCAAAUGAGUCUCUGGUGUUUUUAUCGCUCUUGGCCCUUGGGGUGAAGCUGUUGCUGAGCCGUGAUUCCCACCUACCCCUCCCUGGAUUCCCCGGGAGGUACCGGAUUCUGUCCUGUUAGCCAGGCCCUUCCUGGGACACCCCUUGGCAGGUUCAUCUCCCUGGUUCGCUCCUUUGCUCCCUGCCCAUGGCUGGGGGCACAGAGUGCAGCAGCCGGUGUACAGCCCCAAGGAGACGCCCUUCCCGGCUAAACGGCCCUUCGCUCGCUCGGGAGGUUCCUGUCCAGCACUCUCAGCCCUGGGUUUCAUUUCUCUCGGGCAUCCGGCACCGCCCACCUUGAGAUCUAGGCACCUGGAGCCAAAUAAACAUUUUUCACUGGAAAAA
Dermochelys coriacea (leatherback sea turtle) is the source of this 1185-nucleotide messenger RNA. Its product is annotated as avidin-like. Bases 82 to 522 code for a protein of 146 amino acids. NCBI's taxonomy places the organism in Eukaryota, Metazoa, Chordata, Testudines, Dermochelyidae. The record is from RefSeq and is a predicted model, not a curated record. The transcript has 4 exons. Gene Ontology annotation, molecular function: biotin binding.